AUGACACACCCGCCGUAUGCGCGGGAUUUACCGAGUGAUCUGCUCGAUCUCAUUGACCACACCACACGCGGUGUGCGGCGACUGUACGCAUCUACGCAAUGUGCAGAGAUGAGCACACACCCCGACACCACAGAAGAUAGACCAAUAACGACAACAACGAAAAGAACAAAAAGAAGAACAUCAACAACGACCACAGGAACAAGUGCUGUAAAUGAAAGAAGUGAAGGAAAAAGUAAUGGUGUGGAGAGUAGAGAAGAAGAAGAAGAGGAAAAUAUUCCACGACGUGCUUCUACAGCUGUGAGAAGUAGACCACAACAUAGUAAUCAUUACAACACCAGUACAGAGGAUGAUCUGAGAGGCACCGUCCAUCGAUGGACGUUAAGACGUACACAGGCGAUACCAACAAACAACACAACAGAAGAUCGCUCUAUCACUUCAACAGUAAACACAACACUUUCAUUAGAUGGACAUCGUCGUCAACCACCUACACUGCAUUCAAUAGCAAGAGGUCCACACAGCUCCAUCACUAGUACAGUGAAUACUUCUGCUACUGGUAUGGAUGAUCGUAGUGGUUUACAACUCAGUCAAAAGUGGAAAGAUACAUUUAAGUCGCUUCUCUCAGGAGCGGUAGAACCUAAUAGAUCUAACACAGCUCCACUCUCUUCAUCAACGGUUGACGUAUCUAUAACCCAUCAACAAGAGAAUCAUAUAGCUCAAGUAACACAAGAUUCCAAAGUACCACUCACCUCAAUAGUGAAAAAUAAUGAACAGGAUCGUAUGUAUGAAAUGUUAAAACAAAGUAAGGCAACUGUAGAACGUCUACAACAACAACUGAAGGAACAGGAUGAGUCUCAUCGAAGAGAAUUAUCAGAAUUACGUACAGAACACAGUUCUGAACUCGCACAACUCCGUCGUGAAAUAUUUGAGGCAAGACAGAAGGCUGAAGAAGAAGUAUCAACACAAUUAUUAGCGUCCUUUAGUGUUAAACAAAAAUUAUUACAGGCAGAGGUAGUAAAUGAACGAAUGCGAGCUGAAGAGAUGAAUCGGACGAUUGAAGAACGUAAUAAAACGAUUGAACGUUUACAUGCUCAACUAGAAGAAGCUAGUGGACACCUUCGACAGUUGCAGAGUGAAGUAGAUGCAAAGGAGCGGCAGGUGAAAGAACUACGUGAUAAUGUGUUGAAAACACGAAAAGAUCUCGCUGCGUUAGAGGAGGAAGUAGCAACUCGUGUAGGGGAGUUAGCAGAGAGUAAGCGUCGUGAAAAGUUAGCCGUUGAACGUGAAAAGGAAUCACAAAGUUUAGUGAAUCGAUUAGAAUCACAACUACGUGAACAAGAACAACGCUCUCGAGAAGAGUUACAUCGAUUAGAAGAAGAAUUUCACUCCACCAGCAAAAGUUAUCAAAAUCUUAUUGGUGAAGCCACUGAUAAACUUACGGCACUUGAAAAGGUGGAGCGGAAGUAUCGUACCCUCAAGGAACAGAACCGACAACAGAAACAACAGUUGCAAGAGGAGAUCGCACGAUUGACAUCUGUACAGGAUGAGAAACAGCAGCAUCUCAAACGUAUUGAGGAACUACAGCAAGAUGUAGAAACACUUCGUUUACAGCUGGCGCGAAAAGAACAUGAGAUGCGUGAAGAACGAGCCUCCCAACAUCACAUGGUAGAUAGUCUUAAAAAACAAUUGGAGGAAGAAGAAGAUAAAGCCUGUCAAGAGCGAGAGAAUCUACAGAAGUCAGUUCGCCACACAGAGGAGUGUAUGGCCCGUUUACAGCGGGAGAUGGAGAGUCUCACACAACAACUGGAGGAGGAACGUCAACACAGCAAAGAACUUCUUGUAAAACUAGAAGAAAGUGCAUUGCGGCAUCAAGAGGAUCUCGCAAGUGUACGACAGGCGGCUUCUUCUUAUCAACAACAAACAGAAAGUAUUCUCGCGAGUAUGCGACGACAAUUGCGAGAGAAGGAUGCGAAACUACAGGCACUCGCCUCCACCGCAUCGGAGCCUAUUCAACGACUGCGUAGUCAACUAGAGGAUGAACGUGGACGACGGGCAACAUUAGAGGAACAGUUCAAUCGUUAUAAACAAAAGGCAAAGGCUGCAGAGGAGGCGGCACUGCGGGAGAUUCGCCGCGAACAAAAUCGCGCAUCCUCAUCUGCACGAUCACAAAGUCAAUCAUCAUCCGUACCCGCCGCCCCAACGAAAACAUCAUCAACCACAACAGGAUUAGGAGUAGGAUUAGGAUUAGGAGAAACUGUAACUCCAGUGAUGCCUCUGAGUUCCACUCGUACUACUUCUUCUUCUUCUACUGCUGCUGCUGCAGCCAUGCGUGAGGAAAUAGGUAGUGGAUCUUCUCUUCCUGUAUCUAUGCCUCAUCAUGGGAGUGGUUUAACAACACCAACAGACCAGCGACUACCCAAAGCCCUAGUCCCUCCUCUUCCACGUGCACAUAAUCGUAGAAAUCUACACAGUCCCACAGUCUCACCAUCACGAACAGUGGGAAAUGCCGAUAUUGCUUUUACUACUACUACUACUGCUGCUGCUGCUGCUGUUAUGGUUACUGCUUCUACUCCUCAUAUAGGAUGGGAUUCUGUAGGAUCUAUUUCUAAUAUUUCCUGUAGUUCUCCGUUAUGCAGCAGUCGUGAGGGAGACACUGAAGGUAUUGAUCCUGCAAUGACUAAUCCAGCUAGUGGUAGUAAUUAUCAAAUUUCUCCACCUGAUGUGGAUGAUUCUGUACAUGAGAUGCUGACACAUUCUUCUAAACCAUUUGAGGAAAGACAUAUUGAUGAUAAGAUGGCUCAACAUGAACAAGUUUUGCGAGAGUUUCAUGAAUCAGCAGCUGAAGUAUUUCGUAAAAUAACAGGAAACCGAGAUGAAUUUCUUGCCAAAUGUACUUCUGUAGUACGUGCGGUUUCACAUCAUCCUGGAGAUAGGGAACGUUCACUUGAAGCUGAAUCUCGAGAAAAUAUAUCAGACUAA
Molecule: messenger RNA, 2976 nt
Organism: Trypanosoma theileri
Lineage: Eukaryota; Euglenozoa; Kinetoplastea; Trypanosomatida; Trypanosomatidae
Product: BRCT domain-containing protein
Exons: 1
Coding region: 1-2976 (991 amino acids)
Source: RefSeq, a predicted model, not a curated record